Molecule: messenger RNA, 1098 nt
Organism: Histoplasma capsulatum G186AR
Lineage: Eukaryota; Fungi; Ascomycota; Eurotiomycetes; Onygenales; Ajellomycetaceae
Product: nuclear transcription factor
Exons: 2
Coding region: 1-1098 (365 amino acids)
Source: RefSeq, a predicted model, not a curated record
AUGACAGCCACUACAACUCGAUCACAGUCUUCAACUGCGCAGACUCCAUCUCUAGAUCAAGCUCCCGCUCAGGAUGAGAGGAUAAAUCCAAAUGAUACAGGUUCCAGGCGAACAGGACGUCGAGGCAGGGGAGGAAACAGUGGGAGCGGCGGAAAUGUGAAUACAUCUCGCAAUCGGACAUUGUUUUACGGAAGCGGGAGACGGGGUGGUGACCCGGGUCGCGGGGGACCGGGAGCAGGAGCAGGCGCAAUAUCCAGGAGAGGAAGAGGGAGACUGCGAAGUGACGCGUCCAACACAACGAGGACCGUUGCCGGAAUGGGAAGAUUAUUCGGCGGACAGUUGACACGGGAAGAACCACAGACAGCCGACGAUGGUGGAAGCGAUAGAUCGUUCGUGCAAGGGGAGCAGGCUACACUACGACCUAAUGCCCCAGAAUUUAUACCUGGAGUUCACGUAGCUACAACUACACCUACACCUACAACGACAUCGACUCAUACCCCUACGCGGAACCGGGAAAGGACGAGACAACCAAGGCCUCCAAAAGCGAAAUCUACAGCGAGCGACAUUGCCACUCGCACACAUGAGGAUAUCACCAACGGUGUCUACGAAUGCCCCAUAUGCACAAGCGAACUUGGUCGGAAGACGAAAGCCAGGAUGGCCAUGACCACCCGCGACAAUGGCGCUGUCCGGGAUGCAACUUACCCCACGACAUUUUGCCAUCGACGUAUAGCUGUUGGUGUGAGAAGGAGACGGAUCCGCGACCCUUGCCUGGAUUGCCGCCCCAUUCCUGUGGGCAGACGUGCUCCAAGGCCAGGAAAGGGUGCCCCCAUCCCUGCGAUUCUGUAUGUCAUGCAGGCCCUUGUCCGCCCUGCACGGCCAUGGGCCCAACGCAGUUUUGUUUUUGUGGACGCCAUGAGUCGACAAAGAGAUGUGCUGACACCAACUACGAGAAUGGGUGGAGUUGCCGGGAGCCAUGCGGCGAGCUAUUGCCCUGUCUUGAGCAUAAAUGUGCUCGUCCUUGUCAUGAAGGCCUUUGCGGCGCCUGUGAGGAGAUUAUUGAGGCAACAUGUUACUGUGGAAAGUCUCAGACGAAAAUGA